Molecule: messenger RNA, 1416 nt
Organism: Ogataea philodendri
Lineage: Eukaryota; Fungi; Ascomycota; Pichiomycetes; Pichiales; Pichiaceae
Exons: 2
Coding region: 1-1416 (471 amino acids)
Biological process (GO): mRNA splicing, via spliceosome; carbohydrate metabolic process
Cellular component (GO): spliceosomal complex; U4/U6 x U5 tri-snRNP complex
Source: RefSeq, a predicted model, not a curated record
AUGUCCUAUGGCCGACGCACCUGGGACGAGGCCGAGUAUGCUGAGCGGGCCCGUGUUUCUCAGGAGCGUCGCAAGGAGCAGCCCGUGGUGGAGAAGGCCACGGUUCGUGGGUUUUUCGAGGCCCGCCGCGAGCAGCUCGACAAGGUUGACAAGUUCAACAGGGUCACCUUUGUUGGGUCGAUGAACGCCAAGGAGGCCAGUUUCUUUUGCGACGUGUGCAAUCGACGGUUCAAGGACGACCUGAAGUUUGUCGAGCACCUCAACUCCAAGGAACAUCUGGUGAACUCGGGGUUUUCACAUGAGUCGGAGCUUCAGCGCGACGUGACGCUCGAUCAGGUGAAGCAGCGUCUCGCACAGCUCAAGAGCAAGCUGGACCAACCCCGGGAGGCGGAGCAGGAGGAAGAUUUCGCUGCAGGAGUGGAAAAACUGCGGCACAAGCACGAACUGGAGCAGGAGAAGAAACGGGCGAAAAAACGCAAGCGCAAGGCAAAUUCCGCUGAUCCUGCUGACGCUGACGACACAGGGCAGGACGAGAUGAAGAAAAUGAUGGGGUUUGCCAAUUUCAACAAAGACGAGGCGAAGGAGUUCCAUGUUUCGAAUCUGGCAGACGUUUCGCGCGCUGGACUUUCGUGGGUGACGCUGGCGUUCUUGACAAACAACAGGUUUGACGAGAUCGAGGACUGGAUCGAGGAUGUUCGCCAGUUUCCGGGGAACGUUAUUUUAUCUAUCGGUGGAGCCACGGGGGAGUAUCCGUCUGAUCAUCAUUCUGUCGAGCGCGAAGCUGAGCGACUGAUCGGACUGGUCUCCAAGGCCGGAUUCAAAGGUCUUGAUCUGGACAUUGAGGGGGAAGUUCUCAAAAAGCACGCCAAGGUGGAGAAGCUGGCCAAGAUCGUCCAUGAUGUUCAGACCUGUUUUGGGCGCGAUUUCCAUGUUUCCUUGACGCUUCCCGUGGAAUUCGAGGGAGCGCUCAACGAAGACGCUGUUUUGGCUAUUCAAACCAUGAAACGCCAUAGAGUGUCUCUUAAGUUCAUCAACGGCAUGAUCAUGGAUUACUACACAAAGCUGCCUCCGCAGUCCACAUGGGGCCGCGAGAACAUCCGCAUUCUGACCGAGAUGAACCGCCAGCUGUGCUCGAUCCUGCGCAUUUCAGAGCCCGAGGCCUGGAAACUCACCGGAUUGUGUCCAAUGAUCGGAUACAACGACGACCACACGGUGUUCACCCUGGACGAUUGGAACGCGGUGCUGGAGUUUGCACGUGCCAUGAACGUCGGUCUGGUCACCUACUGGGCCAUCAACAGAGACCAGGCCACGUCCAAGCGGGACCUGCUCCGUCUGAAGAAGAACGUUUAUGCUUUCUCCAAUGCCCAGACCCAGCACUUGGACUACUGUCAUCUGGUCCAACGCCAUUUCGGCUAA